This is a messenger RNA of Acanthosepion pharaonis, 840 nucleotides long. NCBI's taxonomy places the organism in Eukaryota, Metazoa, Mollusca, Cephalopoda, Sepiida, Sepiidae. The record is from the annotation of a GenBank genome assembly.
AUGUUCUUACAUGGAUGUGGUCACUCUCUCUCUCGCUCUCUCUCUCUCUCUCUCUCUUUCUGUGUUUUUAAGUCUUUCACCCUACCUCUCUGUUUGUGCCUUUCUCCUCCUUCCCAUGCUUUUCACACGCCUAUUUCGCGUCUUCUUGUUCUUGUUCUUCUUCUCCUUCUUCUUCUUCUUCUUCUUCUUUGUUUCUCUAUCCUUACUUUUAUUUUCGUUUCUUCUUAUUUUAUUUUGCUUCUUUUUUCGUUUCUUCUAUUUCGCUUCUUUUUUGCAUUUUCUGCUUACACUUUGCUUUUUCCACUUCCACUUCAUGUACUUCUUUGUCACUAUCUUCUCUCUUUUCCCUUUGCAUCUUUUCUUUCUUUUUCCCCUUUUUUUCUAAUCGUCUUAUUUAUCGGUGAUCAUUUGUAUUGUAUUGUCUUUCUUCUCUGUUUUAAUUCUUCUUUCUUCUCUUGUCUUAUUCUUCCUUCCUUUUCUAACUUAUUUGUUCUCUGUAAUCAGUGUCUCUUCUUUCUCACCGACUCUCUCCUAAUGCUUAUCUUCUCCCUUCAAAUCUUUCUCUUCUUUCUUUCAUCCUUUUUCUUUCCUCCUCUUAUGCCUUCCCUUUUACUUUGCCUUUUAAGCUCUUACUCCUCUAUUAAUCUCUUCCUUUCCUUUACCCAAUCUCUUGGCAUUCUAUCCUUCCUUCUUCUCUUACACAUCCUCUUCCAAUUUUAUCCAUUUGAUAACGAGCAUCACUUUAAACCCAUCCAUUUCUAUGUCUUUUGUUUUCACGUUUUUAACUUUUUAUCACGAUUUAUUAUUAUUAUUGUUGUCGUUCUAUUCUUUUUAAUUUAG